Messenger RNA from Triplophysa rosa, 3652 nucleotides. RefSeq names its product exocyst complex component 3-like protein 4. Lineage: Eukaryota; Metazoa; Chordata; Actinopteri; Cypriniformes; Nemacheilidae. Bases 88 to 1977 code for a protein of 629 amino acids. The transcript is spliced from 14 exons. Gene Ontology annotation, molecular function: SNARE binding. The record is from RefSeq and is a predicted model, not a curated record. Gene Ontology annotation, cellular component: exocyst. Gene Ontology annotation, biological process: exocytosis; exocyst localization.
UCUGACCUUUAAAGCCAACUGCAGAGUAACAGACACUUCUUGAAAAUCUGUCAGAUAUUUUAUCAUCAAUUCAGAUUGAGUGUAACAAUGGACAAGUCUCCCACAUCUCCUGUUGGGGGAAUCUUUCACAGGUUAUCGAAUCUCAGAAAAAGUGCUCCACGCAUUAAAAAAAGGAGUAUGUCAAAGAAACUAUCUUUUUCAUUUGAUAAAGAAGAGGAAAUCACUGAGAUAUUUCAAAUUAAGGACACAGAGAUCCCUUCUAAGCCGUGCUCGGUUUCACAGAUAAGAGAAUAUAUAAAAACGGAUGAGCUUAAGCAGGCUUACGUGAAUCUUCUUUCCCUUCGCCUGGAUAUUCAGCAGAAGCGAGGAGCUUUAGAAGAAGGAGCUUCUGACGUGGAUCUAGUCAAUAAAGAGACAGACAUUAGAAUGCUCUUCGACACCCUAAAGAAUAAAAUAGCUGAUAUUGUGCGCUCUAGUACGCUGCAAUCUGUCAAUAAAGAGUUACUUGCGCAAGUGGUCACUAUAGUCCUGGAGGAAAAUAAGAAAUCAGAAAUGAUGCUGGGGUGGAUGGAGAUGUGGAGGAAUGCGGUACGAGACGGGGUUAGAGACACUUUGAAGAAAGUUCACCUGGACAAGCCUGAACAGAACACGUCAUGGUUGGCAGUACACCUGGGGCUUCUGGGUAAAGCGGUUGAGGAUGAUUUGAAGAGAGUGAAAGCAGAACUUCACAGCUCAUAUCCAAAAGACUUUAAUGUGUUUGAAACCUACGUCUCCUGCUAUAAUGAGGUCGUGGAGGAGCAUUCGAAGGAACUUCUGGAAAAGGUGACAGAGGCAAAAGAUUACUACACUCUCCUAGACUUCAUUAUUCAUCGCUAUCCCAGUGAUCUGAGAACAGAACAGGGAGCUGUUAAACUGGAGCAAGACUUCCUCAAUAAAAUCAAGAACGCUUAUUUUGAUCGGGUGAUGGAGGACUUUAAAGCUGCACUGAAGAAUAUUAUCAUCUUAGAAAGAGACGAGGUUUGGAAAACGAAGAAAACUCCAGACAGAACAGAUGAUGGAUUCCUUACUUCACAUGUCAACAUGGACAUCUGUCAGUUAAUAGCAAGUUAUUCCCGGCAGCUUAUUGAGAUCGAUGAGAAUCAUGGGAAGUUGUUUGUACGGUUUUCUUUGGAGGAGCUACAUCAAUUUCAUAAAAGAUUUGAAGAAGAGUUCAGACAGCACACCCGCUCUCUGCUGACCUCAGACCUGCUGGACUUGUAUCUGUGGGUUAAUUAUCACAUCACCUAUAUCAACACUUUUCUUUUACUCAAAGAGCAAAUGCAAUGCUACAGAGAGAGCUGUUUAACUGAGGUGGUGCAGCUGGAGAAAGACGUGGACGAAGUGACACAAAGACUCCGUCAGACCCUGAUGGACCAUUUCAAAACGGAUAUCAAGCCUUAUAUAAAUGGUAUGAUGACAAAGAAAUGGAUCAAAACUGAUGAAGAUUUUACAGAAGUAACAUCCAGAAUUGAGAGUUACUCUGGACUCUGUAAAUCCAUGAGAAAUCCAGCAUCUCAGAUCUUCGUAAAUGAUGUGCACUAUUAUGUGAUAAAAGAAUAUGUCGCACAACUGAUGAAGAAAAAGUAUUCAUGUAAGAAUACCAAGAAUGAAGAAGCUGCUGAUAAAAUGAGAACACAAUGGAAAGAGCUCAGGAAACUGUUUCAGGAAAUGGGAUCGUCCUUAGACUGGUUAUAUCCACUGGGGAAUUACGUUAGUGACAUUAUUGGAAUGGAAAAUGAGAAAAGUAUCAAAGAUAUUUUACAUCCAUUAGUUAGCGAUUACCCAGACAUCAGCAAGAAGCAAAUGUCAGCAGUGUUGUACUUCAGAGACAAUGGUUUUAGCUUGGAGAGACAUCAGGUUAUUAAUCAGUUUAAUCUGAUCAAACGGGACACUGGCAACAUCAUUCAUGAGCGCAGCUUCUUCAUUGACAUGGAGUGAGAUAUACUUCUUCGUGAACCUUCACAUUGAGGAGUAGCUACUGCAAUUUCGGAAAAUACUGCAAUUUUUUUAGUUUUUUUCAGGGAUUUUUAUACGUUUACAUUUGAAAACAACAUGACAGACACAAGAUUAUUUAGUGUACAGGUAUAUGUUUGUAGAUUGUUGCCACUAGAGGGAGACAGCCAACUACAGACGAGAUAUUUGCAUUUCCUCCACACAAUCAUGCAAAAGAGGUGAUGGAUUCAUUCUGUUUAUCUUCUUUGAUAACAAUCGUGUAAAUGUAAAACUUAAUAUUGGACAAAACAGAGUCUGGACUGUACAGUCUUUAGUCCAUGUUAAUGCUGGAUAGACCCCUGCCCUUACAAAAGCUUACGUUUACUCUUUUUUUUUUUGAGUUGUCUGAUUAUUUUUUUGUGUGUGAAAUCUUACUUCAUGUUGCCUAUGUGCAUGUCGAUUUUUGUUUACUUUUAUAUUUGUUAUAGUCAAACCUUAACAAAGGAACUUAAAUGUUUGUUAAUGUAAUAUCAAAUACAUUCAAUGUAAUUCCAUAUGCAAAUAUUGAGUGUUUGUUUGUGUGAGUGAAUGUGCAAUAUGAGGGCAGAAGGCUUUCCACUAGCUUGUAUCCAGAUGUUGUGAGGAUUACAAUCUUAUCCACAGAAUCGAGUCGCUGUAACAUGGGUAGCAUGGGAUUUAAAGAUAUUUGGAGAUUGAUUGGUUUCUUGCAAAUGUUUAGCAUAUUUAGACUCAGAAUAUACAGUAUUUUAUAAAGGGGAAUUUUAUUUAAACCCAAUGUUUUCCGCUACUAAAACACAACUGUUAAAAAUAGCAGCAUUCCAGUGUUAACUACAUUUGCCCAUCUUUCUUCUGCUCUGCGCAUCCAUCACUUUCUCUUUUCCCUUCAGGAAAAAAGCUUCCUAAAGCUUUCUUUUUCUGAAACUUGCCCUACUUUGCCAGUUCAUGGAAUGUAUGAUUCUCCCGCCGUCCUCUUCUCUUACCUUUUCCUCUCAAGAGCUUAUUCAAAUAUCUUCUGGCUGAUUUGUAUAUGGAGACAGGAGGCGGUGAUGACUUCCUGAGUGCUGUGUCAUUUUCAAGAUGUGUGUUUGUAUGCGAAUGUACAUAUCAGGGAUGAUGUUUUUAUCAAAACACUAUUAUAUAUUUAGCUCAUUGUUCCAGACUUCUCAGACAGUUCUUCACAUUGAAUGCCUCUCACCCAAACUUAUCGUGAGGGGGUGUCAUACUGAGACACAGCAGACACAGCAGGCAGGAAAGAACCCUUUCAACAAGGGUAUAUAAAAAGACCCUGUACGGUGAUUUGAAGAACUGUAAGAGCAUUGCCAUGAAAAACCCUGGACCUUUCUUUAUUAUAAAAUAUUUUUAGUAGCCCACAACAUGGUGCUGACAACAACAACAACAAAAAAGGCACAAGCAAACCCACAACGCCGAAAAACAUCUACAUUUACGCAUUUGGCAGAGACCCGAGUCAUUCCACGAAACCGUUAUGAUUUGAGGUCCUCCGACCUUUUUAAGUGUAUUCUAUCCAUUGGGUCACUAAAAUCUAUUUUAAAACCUUUUUGUAUCAAUUGAACUGUCUCCUUUAAUAAAGCUUAAAACAUGACAUACAUACAUUUUAUCUUGAUAAAUAAUCUUGUCCCUCAUGGCCUUCUAUGAAAGUGUA